UGAUGACGUUUGUUAUGACAGCUGUUUUUAACAGUUUACGAAAAGAGAUACAAAAACAUCAGCUUUUCUUGAAUGAAAUUGUGAAUAUUUUUUUAUUUCAAGCCAAUUUGCAGACAUAUUUUUCAUAUUAAUUGCUUUUGUGUAAGAGAAAGGUACUGCUAAAAAUUCUUUUUGUAUGAAUCAUCGAGUUUUGAUUACCAGUUUGUUUUACUUUUUGAUGUAAAAUAAAUCUUGUUGAGUUAGAAACAAGAAUAUUACAACGUAAUUUUUGAUUUGGACCAUUUCAAAUGUAACGUUCGUAAUAAAAUGCAGUGCAUGUGCUUAGAAAUUCAACAGGCUGCUUCCUUAGGAUUGGUGUAAAGCCGCGGGGUAUUUGAAUGUUAGACUACUGUUUCGACUUAACCUCAAUGCUAAGUUGUAAACAGUGCAAGUAAUGGAGCCCCUUCUUUUGUGCGAUAGCUCUGGUAAUCAAGUGCCAAAAAGUCUGUUAAAUGUACUGGCUGCACUUUCAUCUGAAGAAGCAAUAAAUGCAAGUGAUGUUUUAGUUGGAUUGAUUUAUAUUUUGAUGUUAGAAACUGGAUUUGUUACCACUGAUAUUGAUGCACCCCCUGAAGAGUGCUUGAGUUCUGAUUUUCAUUAUCAUCGAUUUCUACGAUGUACUACUCAACUGCCUAAAAAUUGGAUAAAAAAUGUGCAUAAUUACAAUUUUUCUUUCAUUUUACUACCUUAUCGACAACAUAUCUGUCACAUAUCCUGCAUCCCAGUUUGUGAGGAUAUAAUUGUAAACUGUACCAUUGAAGGAAUCAACUCAUCCCAUCUAAGUAUUCUGAUCGAUCCAUUCUUAUAUGUUUUGAAGUCAUCAGAAGGGGUGAAGUGGAGAUUUCAGAACUUGAAGAGUCUCUCCUUAUAUUUUAAAAAUGAAAUCAGUUAUCCUGCUAAAAUGGUAAUUUUACAAAAUAAUAAUGUUGGAUGUGCAUGUCUCCAAAAUCUACCAGUCGAAGUCUUAUUGAAUAUUGUGAAAUAUCUGGACGGUAGAGCUCUUUACAAAUUUAAAGAAGUAUGCAAAUAUUUUAAGGAAGUUUGCUUAAGUGAUAGGAUUUAUAAAAAGAUGCACUGAUGUGUAUAUAUGUCUGUUUCACGGUUUAUUUAAUAAAAUUAAUUUUACAACGAUACUAUUGUUUUUAAUUUAUAACAUGUAUAUACAUAUUUAUUAUUAAUUGACUAGAAACGUUGUAAAAGUGGUUAUUUUUAUAGUAAUAAAUGUUGUUGCAUAUAGGUA
Messenger RNA from Agrilus planipennis (emerald ash borer), 1279 nucleotides. Its product is annotated as F-box only protein 7-like. Lineage: Eukaryota; Metazoa; Arthropoda; Insecta; Coleoptera; Buprestidae. Gene Ontology annotation, molecular function: protein kinase binding. The record is from RefSeq and is a predicted model, not a curated record. The transcript has a single exon. Gene Ontology annotation, biological process: autophagy of mitochondrion; positive regulation of autophagy of mitochondrion. The coding region runs from base 434 to 1117 and encodes 227 amino acids.